AUGACUACUUCAGCGAAGCCGGUAAUCCAUAUUCUAGGUUUGGGGGCCAUGGGGGCCCUUUUGGCAGUAGAUCUGCUGCGUUUCACGAACGCAACCGUGGUUCCACUAUUCAGAUCUCAGGAACGGCUGCAUAGGUUCCAAAACGAUUUCAACAGCACUUUGGCCGUCCGUAAGCUGUUUGAGAAAGAUCAGCCGUUGCUUUCGUGCAAGUUGGAAUGUAGCGAGUCUCCAGAAACCUUUGCUGGAGAGAUGAUCAAGAAUCUCAUCAUUACAACCAAGACGUACCAAACAGCAGAGGCCUUGCAGCCAUACCUGCGCUUCAUUGGCCGCGAUACCAACUUGAUACUUGUCCAAAAUGGGCUUGGUGUUGCUGAAAUGCUGAAAGAGAAGGUAUUCACAGAUCCGGAAACUCAACCACAGCUCUUUCAAGGCGUCAUUUCGCAUGGUGGCUUCCACGAUCAGGGCUUUACGUUCAAUCAUGCAGGUUUAGGAGAUCUGAAGAUAGCCAGGUUGCCCUGGGACCACAGCAAGCCUAUCCAGAGUGAGGAAGACGCGUCAAAAGACCGCAGGGAGAAUGAGCUUGUCAAAAUACUGACUGAACCUGCGUUUGCUGAAAAUUUCCAAACCACCCAAAUGACCUACCAGGAGAUGCUUCUGGGACAGCUCUACAAGUUCCUGGUCAAUGCCUGUAUCAAUCCCGUCACCUCGAUUGUUGACUGCGUCAACGGUGAACUGGCUGACGACAGCGCCGAUAUUUUCUCCCUCAUCAUCGAUGAAUGCCUCCGGGUGCUCAAGGUUGCCUACACACCUUUAUUCGAGUAUGAAACCCGGUAUCACGGGAGAGAAGGAUACCCGCCGGUUCCAGUCCUGUCUGUCCUCAACACCGAAAACAUGGUCAAGGAGGUCAUCCGUCUCGGAUGCGUCGUCAAUCGCCACAACAGCAGCUCCAUGAGACAAGACACUCUGUAUCUCAGAGACACUGAAAUCGAUUACAUAAACGGAUACAUCGUGAAGCUGGCCGACAAAUACCAAUUAAACGCCAAAGUGAACCGAACCAUCCAGUCUUUGGUGGAUUUAAGGCUCGCACUCAACAGAAAGCGCAAACUGGAAGGAGACAUGAGAUCUAAGUAG
This is a messenger RNA of Torulaspora globosa, 1131 nucleotides long. It is a transcript of the gene PAN5, whose product is annotated as 2-dehydropantoate 2-reductase PAN5. The transcript has a single exon. Gene Ontology annotation, biological process: pantothenate biosynthetic process. The record is from RefSeq and is a predicted model, not a curated record. NCBI's taxonomy places the organism in Eukaryota, Fungi, Ascomycota, Saccharomycetes, Saccharomycetales, Saccharomycetaceae. Bases 1 to 1131 code for a protein of 376 amino acids. Gene Ontology annotation, molecular function: 2-dehydropantoate 2-reductase activity; NADP binding. Gene Ontology annotation, cellular component: cytoplasm; mitochondrion.